GUCUGUAGCACGUCCAGCACCGCUACUGUACUACUGGACCAGGGCAGGGCAGGGCAGGGCAUGGCAGGGCAUCGUAUUCAAACACCUGCGGAUGCGCUUGACAUGCAUGAAUACUGCAACAGUACUGUACAUUCAGUCGUAGGCUCGUAGCCAAGCCAAGGCAGGUCUAGGUAAGGUAAAUUUAAAUCACUGUAAACUUAGCUGUGGCGUGGCGUGGCGUGUGCUUCCGUCCAACCCGAGACUACACUACACUACACUACACUACACUACACUACAGUACGACGAUGCAUCAGCUCCCCUCACCUUCUACAGUAUUGUUCGACCUUCUUGCUUGCUUGCGAGUGCGCACUCUUCAGAGCUCGACUUUCUGGCAGUGCGGACCGUUCUUGAAGGGAUAGAGGAUAUUAUUACGGGGCCAGGGCAAUGUUAAGGUAAUAUCCUGCCCCCUGCCCAAGGAGAUUGCUGCAUCUCGUCUCGGCCUCCCUUCGUGAGCCUGAGCCGAACUCGUGUGGGGACUGCUGGACGGUGGAAAACGGCAAGCAAGCCCUUAUCAGGAUUGCCACGGGGGUCGGGAUGUACAGUACAGGAGUUGUGGAUGUGAAUGUGGAUGUGAAUGUGGAUGUGGAUGUGGAUGAGUAUGUGCUUUUGGCGCCAUGUCUGUCUGGACUCUGGACUCGCAUGGCCUGGCAUGGCACUGGGGGCGAUGUCCAAGCUAGAAUGGGCCAGAGGACGACGAGGACGACGACGAGGACGACGACGACGACGACGACGACGACGACGAAAAACAGCGUCGAACCCGCCACCCUUUCAUUGGGUGGCAGCACUCGGGUCUGGAGUGCUAGUGCAUUUCUUACCGAGUAAACGUCACGAGCGAGGCGAGGCAUUUGCUGUAUCAUGGAUAUACUUAGCCCUCGUUUCUGGUCUCCAACCCCGAGACUCGAGAAAUGGAGGAAAUCUUGACUUCACACCCUCGCCAAUAUCGACUUCGAAACCUCACAAGUCUCUACGAUGCCAGCUGAUCUGAGCGAUCACCCAUGGGGCGCACCUCACAGUCGUCUCAGGUGGAUAUGGAUAUAUAAAUAUAAAAGUCAAAUAUCCAGAUUCUGAGGAAACACGCUAUGGGCGGGCAUCUUCAGGCAGGCGGCCAAGCUUUUUGGCCCGCUCUUCGAUCGGGUCCAUCUUCCAUCGCUGGUUUCCGCUCCUGCUCAGGCUCAGGCUCAGCCCGCUGGUCGGCUUUAACGAUAAGCUAGCCUUAGGCUUGACUCAAUACCCGAAAAUCAACAAAUGGUGGGGAACGGCUGAUGAUCGCGGACAAAUGUGAACAAGUGCGCGAGAAAAUGUGGAAGAGCCUCUCCGGCAUCAAAUAUCUACCCCACCUUUAGAGCAUCAUCAAUGUCUUGACAACUUCGGAGUCCAUUGCUUCCAAGACCAUGGCCGAGGACACGCUCGCUGCUAACGAAGCUCCUGUGGCAAAUGCAGAAUCCGGCGAAAAAUCUCUUAAAGCCGGAGACGAUUUGAAUGGCUCCCCAUCAGCACUGAGUGAUGACGAGAAGAGGAGAUUUGCACACCUCAGAGACAAUGACAAAUUUCGCAAAGUAUGGAAAUUUGUCUCUUGGACUCCGAAGCGAUGUCGAUGGGAUCCAGAGUCACCUCCUAAAUUCAGCCUGGCUUUGAAUCUUCUGUUUGGAUUCGCAGCAACUUUCACUGUAGCUAAUUUAUACUACAACCAUCCAAUUCUGAAUAUCUUAGCCGAUGAGUUCAAUGUCACCAACGAGCAAGCUGCUCAAGUUCCGACGGUGAUGCAAGGAGGGUAUGCAGCAGGAUUACUGUUCCUGUGUCCCCUCGGGGACAUAUUCAGACGUCGAGCAUUUGUCUUGAUUCUGAUAUUUUUCACCGCAACCAUGUGGCUAGGCUUAUGUCUAACAAACUCAUUCUCCGUCUUCCUAGCAAUCUCGUUUAUCACAGCAACAUCAACCGUGACUCCACAACUGAUGCUCCCCCUCGUCGGCGACCUAGCACCCCCUCACCGCCGCGCAACCGCCCUCUCAAUCGUCGUCUCAGGCCUCCUCCUCGGCAUGCUCAUCGCACGUCUCCUCUCCGGAAUAUUAACGCAAUACACCUCCUGGCGGAGUAUCUACUGGUUCUCCUUCGGAGUCCAAUACCUCAUCCUAAUCCUCCUCUUCUUCUUCAUGCCCGACUACCCGUCGACCAAUCCUGGAGGCAUAAAUUACUUCCGCAUGCUCUUCAGCAUCGUCAAGAUGGUAUUCAAGCAUCCCGUCCUGGUACAAGCCUGUCUAGUCGGUUUCCUUACCUCAAGCAUCUUCACCAACUACUGGACAACACUUACCUUCCUCCUCUCCUCACCACCAUACUCCUACGACUCCCUUAUCAUCGGUCUUUUCGCCCUGAUAGGUAUUGCGGCUAUUUGCGUAGGACCAUUCUACUCACGUGCAGUCAUCGACCGUUUCGUGCCCGUCUUCAGUGUCAUCCUCGGCCUCAAAUAUUGUCUCAUCGGCACCAUCAUAGGCACAUAUACGGGGAAACACACCGUUGCAGGCCCGAUCAUUCAGGCCUUCGCCAUCGAUAUUGGCAUACAAUCUGCGCAGAUUGCCAAUCGUUCAGGGAUCUUCGCCAUCGAGCCGAAAGCACGGAAUAGAGUCAACACAGCUUACAUGCUUUGUGUGUUUUGUGGACAACUUAUGGGCACUGCGGUGGGUAAUAGAUUGUAUGCGCAAGGUGGAUGGGUGAUGAGCGGAAGUGCGAGUGUGGGAUUUAUUUGCGGAGCGUUGCUGAUUUGCUUUGUAAAGAGUCCAUGGAACCCCGGGUGGAUAGGGUGGAAGGGCGGGUGGAGUAUCAGGAGGAGAGAUUUAGGUCCGCAGAAAGAGGAGCCUGCUGUUGAGCAGGUAUCGGGAUGAAGUUUCUGCGGAAGAGGCAAAGUCGGAAAGUUCUGAUGAGAGAACUGGUGUUGGGAGAGAAGCACUAUCUGAAGAGAAGGGAGCAAAAACUGCAUCGCAUAUACAAGCAUCAUAGAGCAAGACUGAUGCAGGUUAAUCAUGUUCAGCAUACCAGUAUAUUGAUUGAGCGAGUUACGAUGAAUUACACAGAAAGACUGGCUGGAUUUAAGGAAAGAAGGACUAUUCUACAUCUGUGUUCUGAGCAGACAAACCAAAGAAUGAGAGAAUAUCAUCCAUUGGCAUUGGCAGCAUGUGUCCUCAAAGAUUGCUG
Cadophora gregata is the source of this 3225-nucleotide messenger RNA. RefSeq lists its product as uncharacterized. Gene Ontology annotation, biological process: transmembrane transport. The record is from RefSeq and is a predicted model, not a curated record. Lineage: Eukaryota; Fungi; Ascomycota; Leotiomycetes; Helotiales; Ploettnerulaceae. The transcript is spliced from 3 exons. Gene Ontology annotation, molecular function: transmembrane transporter activity. The coding region runs from base 1431 to 2915 and encodes 494 amino acids.